Messenger RNA from Zonotrichia leucophrys gambelii, 4939 nucleotides. It is a transcript of the gene MDC1, whose product is annotated as mediator of DNA damage checkpoint 1. The record is from RefSeq and is a predicted model, not a curated record. The transcript has 7 exons. The coding region runs from base 185 to 4924 and encodes 1579 amino acids. Lineage: Eukaryota; Metazoa; Chordata; Aves; Passeriformes; Passerellidae.
CAGCCAAUGGAAACUGCGGAUGGGCGUUGGCGCGCGGAGAGAGCGGCCAAUGGGAGAGCGGGGGGCGGAGCCCGGCGGUGAAGGCGCGGGAGGGUGCCCUGGAGGAUCCAGCUGUGCCCCCAGAUGUUGAGGGCCCCCAGAUGUGAUCGGGGAGGGGCCAGAUCCAGAUGUUGAGGAGCUGAAAAUGCCCAAAGUAUCCCAAAACCCCUCAGAGGCUCCAGAUGUGGCAGCAGAAACCCCAAAUCCAGAUGUGCUAUGGGCCAGAAAUGGGCACCGGACGCUGCAGGUGGACAGUGACACAGAUGUGGAGGAGGAGGGGCCAAGCCCAGAUGCUGGGCCACAGAAAUGGCUUAAAAUGACCCAAAAUGUGCCUGAAACUCCAGAUGUGAGGCUAAAAACCCCAAAUCCAGAUGUUCCAUGGCUUAAAAGUGGGCGUGGCACGCUGCUGGUGGAGAGCGACACAGAUGUGGAGCAGGAGGAGGCUGAUCCAGAAGUGGAGCCCCCAGAACGGCUGAAAAUUACCCAGAACGUCCCGGAAACUCCAGAUGUUGCAGGAAAGACCCCAAAUCCAGAUGUUGCAGGCCCAAAAAUACGACACAGGAUGGAGCUGGUGGACAGUGACACAGAUGUGGACGAGGAUCCAGAUGUGCAGCCCCAGAAAAGGCUUAAAGUGACCCAAAACGUGCCUGGAAUUCCAGAUGUGGAGGUGGAAACCCCAAGUCCAGCUGUGAGGGCGCCCAAAAUUGGACACUGGGUAAUCCUGAUGGACAGCGACACAGAUGUGGAGGAGGAGGAGAAUCCAGAUGUGCAGCCCCAAAAACAACUCAGAAUGCCCCAAAAUGUGUCCGAAACUCCAGAUGUGGCAGCAAAACGCCUGAAUCCAGAUGUUUCGGGCCCAAAACUCUGUUCUCAGAUGCUGCUGGUGGACAGUGAUACAGAUGUGGAAGACGAAGUGAAUCCAGAUGUGCAGCCCCCUAAAAGGCUCAAAGUGGCCCAAAACGUGCACAGAAAUCCAGAUGUGGAGGUGGCGACCCCAAAUCCAGCUGUGGAGAGCCCCAGAAUUGGCCUCCAGACACUGGUGGAGGACAGCGACACAGAUGUGGAGGACGAUCCAGAUGUGCAGCCCCCAAAAAGGCUCAGAAGGACUCAGCACUUGCCCAAAGCUCCAGCUGUGCGACGGGGGAUGCAAAAUCCAGAUGUUCCAGCCCCCACAAUCAGGAGCCAGAUGCUGCUGGUGGACAGCGACACAGAUGUGGAGGAGGAUCCAGAUGUGCAGCCCCUGAAACAGCUCAGAGCGACCCAAAACGUCCCUGAAACGCCAGAUGUGGCUGCGAAGCCCCCAAAUCCAGAUGUUUCAGGCCCUGAAAUCAGGUGCCAGGCAUUCCUGGUGGACAGUGACACAGAUGUGGAGGAGGAGGAGGAGGUGAGUCCAGAUGCUGAGACCCUCAAAAAGCUUGGAAUGACCCAAAAUGUGCUUGAAAGUCCAGAUGUGGUGGCACAGACCCCAAGCCCAGAUGUUGGAAUGACCCAAAAUGGGUAUCGGGCACUGCUGGUGGACAGUGACACAGAUGUGGAGGAGGAUGAGGUGAAUCCAGAUGUUCGUCAUUCAAAAAUAUGGAAAAUUCCUCAAAAUGUGCCCCAGACUCCAGAUGUGCCCCCACAGCCCCCAAAUCCAGCUGUGAAGAGGUCACGGAGGGGUCAUGGGGCGCUGCUGGAUGACAGCGACACAGAUGUGGACGAGGAGGCAAAGCCAGAUGUUGGAUCCUUAAAAAGAUUGAAACCAGCCCCAAACGUGCCUGAAACUCCAGAUGUGAGGCUGAAAAAUCCAGAUGUUGGGAGGCUCCAAGAGACCCAAACUGUGGCCGAGACGCCAGAUGCGGAGGGAGAGGAGGAAGGGUGGGAUCCAGAUGUGGCCACCCAGCUGUUCCUGCCCCCAAAUCCAGAUGUGGGGGAGGCCGAGGCGGACCCAGAUGUUGGGAGCCCAGAACGACUCAAAAUGACCCAGAAGCCCCCGGAAAUUCCAGAUGUGGAGGAGGAAGAGGAGUCAAAUCCAAGUGUGGCCACCCAGCUGUUCCUGCCCUCCCCUGAUGUCGCGAGCCCAAAACGACCCAAAAUGACCCAGAACCCUCCCAAAAUUCCAGAUGUGGAGGAGGAAACCCCAGAUCCAGAUGAGGGGGAAGAACAGGAGUCAGAUCCAGAUGUGGCCACCCAGCUGUUCCUGCCUUCUCCAGAUGUUGGGAGCCCAGAAGGCCCCAAAACGGCCCCAAAGGACCCCAAAGUUCCAGAUGUAGAGGGGCUGCCCUCUCUGGAUCCAGAUGUGGCCACACAGCUGUUCCUGCCCCCGCAUCCAGGUGUGGAGGACAGCCUAAAUCCAGAUGUUCUGGGUCCAAAACAAUCCAAAAUGGCCUCAAAUGACCCCAAGAUUCCCGCUGUGAGGGUGGAGACCCCAGAUCCAGAUGUGGAGGGGGAGGAGGACUUGGAUGUGGCCACCCAGCUGUUCCUGCCCCCUGAUCCAGAUGUGCAGGGGGAAGGACCCUCAGAACCAGGUGCUGGGUCCCCAAACCCACCCAAAAGUGCCCUAAACCUGCCCGACAUUCCAGAUGUGGACAUGGAGAGACCAAAUCCAGAUGUGGGGGAGUCACUGAGGGGCCACAGGACAUUGCUGGGGGAUGCUGAUCCAGAUGUGGGGAAGGUGGGCCCAAAUCCAGAUGUGGCAGCCUCAAAAAGACCCCAAACGGCCCCGGAAGUCCCUGAAAUUCCAGAUGUGGAGGUGGACACCCCAAGUCCAGAUGUGGACGGGCCGGGGAGCCCUGGCCUGAAUCCAGAUGUGGCCACCCAGCUGUUCCUGCCCCCUGCCCCAGAUGUGGAACCCCUGGAAAGACCCGAAAGGGCCCCGGACCAGCCCCAGGUUCCAGAUGUGGAGGAGGCGGCCCCAAAUCCAGAUGUGGAGGGUCCCCCAAGCCCCGCCCAGGAGGAAGCAGAAGCUCCGCCCACCCCACAGGUGCGGCGCAGUCGGCGAUUGGCCCUGAGUGGAGGGGGCGGAGCCUCGCGUGGCCCCGCCCCUACCAAGAACGGGCAUGCUCAAGGCUCCAAGCCACGCCCCUCACACAAGCCACGCCCCCAGAGGGGGCAGGACCAAUCAGCGGCAGUGCUUGAAGAGGCCACACCAUCAGUGCCCAUAAAAGGAAAUGGGCGGGGCUCAGUGGCAGCCCCGCCCCCAGAGGAGGAGGAGCCAACAGAGGGUGCCAAGCACAGGCUCCGCCCCCGGGCAGCACCAGGCUCCGCCCAGAUCCGGGUGCUGUUCACAGGCCUGGUGGCCUCCCCGGCACUGCGGGUGGCCCUGGGGACGCUGGGUGGCACCGAGGCCACGUCCGUGCACGACUGCAGCCACCUGGUGACCGAUGGCAUCCGCCGGACACUGAAGUUCCUGUGUGCCCUGGGCAGGGGCGUCCCCAUUGUCACCCCCCAGUGGCUGCUCGAGAGUUCCCACGGUGGCCGCCCGCUGUCCCCAGGUCCCUUCCUGCCCCGGGACCCCUCCUGUGAGCGGCGCUUCGGCUUCCGCCUGCGCCCGGCGCUGGCCCGGGCCCGAGAGCGGCCCCUGCUGCAGGGCUACCAGGUGCACGUCACCCCCAGUGUCCAGCCGUGCCCCGAGGACAUGCGGGACAUUGUCACCUGCUGUGGUGGCACCUUCCUGCCACAGCUGCCCCAGGAAUACGCGCCCCGUGUCCUGGUGAUCUCGUGUCCCCAGGACCGCUGGCUGUGGCCCCCGGCCGUGGCCGCGCGGCUCCCGCUGCUCUCGGCCGAGCUGCUGCUCUCGGGGGUGCUGCAGCAGCGCCUGGAGCUGGCGCCGUUCCUGCUGAGCCCCUGGCAGCCCCCCGAGCACACCCCUGAGCCCCCCCAAAACACCCCAAAUCCCACCCAAAACCAAAAAAAUCCCACCGAAAACCCCCCAAAUCCCAUCCAGAAUAGCCCGGAGCCCACCCAAAAUACAUCAAAUUCCACCCAGAGCAGCCCGGAGCCCACCCGAAACCAAAAAAAUCCCGCCCAAAAGCCCCCAAAUCCCACCCAAACCCAAAAAAAUCCCCCCCAAAAACCCACCCAAAAAACCCCAAAUCCCGCCCAGAAACGGAAAAAUCCCCCCCGAAAAACCUCAAAUCCUCCCCCAAAAACCCCAGAUCCCACCCCAAAAACCCCAAAUCCCCCCCAAAACCAAAAGAAUCCUCCCCAAAAAACCCCAAAUCGCCCCCAGAAACGCCCAAAUCCCACCCAAAAUCCCCCAAUCCCACCCCAAAGCCGGUCCCGGCCCCAUUCGGGGGGCUCCACCCCUCCCCCGAGCCCCCCCAGGACCCGGAGUGGGCGGAGACCCCCCCAAAUUACCCCCCGAAAACCCCCAAAUUCAGGGACUCCCCAAAAAACCCCAAAUCCACCCAAAAAAACCCCAAAUCCACCCCAAAAAGCCCCCAAACGGCCACGGGGUCACUCAGAGGGUCCCAACCCCGAUUUUGGGGUCCCAGACCCCCCACAGGAGCCCCCCAGGACCCGGAGCCGUCAGGGACCCCCCCAAAAUCCCCCUCGGGACCCCCCAAAUUCAGGGACAUCCAAAAAACCCCCAAAUCCACCCCCAAAAACCCCAAACCCGCCCCAAAAAACCCCCAAACAGCCCCGGGGUCCCCCUGCGGGUCCCAACCCCAAUUCUGGGGUCCCAAAUCCGCCCCUGGAGCCCCCCCGGACCCGGAGCGGGUGCAGACCCCCCCCAAAUGCAGGGAACGCCCAAAAAACCCCAAACCGGCCCCAAAAAGCCCCAAAUCCCACCCCAAAACGCACCCGGGGUCCCCCCGAGGGUCCCGCCCCCAAUUUUGGGGUCCCCGAGCCCCCCCCGAGCCCCCCCCGGACCCGGAGCCGCCGGGGGGCCCCAAUAAAGUGAAUUUGGGCAGCAGAA